Monodelphis domestica (gray short-tailed opossum) is the source of this 2598-nucleotide messenger RNA. It is a transcript of the gene PITX2, whose product is annotated as paired like homeodomain 2. The record is from RefSeq and is a predicted model, not a curated record. Gene Ontology annotation, cellular component: nucleus. Lineage: Eukaryota; Metazoa; Chordata; Mammalia; Didelphimorphia; Didelphidae. Gene Ontology annotation, biological process: anatomical structure morphogenesis; regulation of transcription by RNA polymerase II. Gene Ontology annotation, molecular function: DNA-binding transcription factor activity, RNA polymerase II-specific; RNA polymerase II cis-regulatory region sequence-specific DNA binding.
AGGAGGGAAGGGGCAGAAUGACGUUUGUACCCUAGGAAGACCGCCUCUGGUUUUAAGAUGUUAGGCCAACAGGGAAGGGGCUGAGCCGCUGCUCGGGUCCGCUGCUUGCUUGGGUGCUGUGAGCGAAUCUGAGUGUGAGGCAGGGCUAGAGAAAGGGGUUUGUGCGAGUGUAAGUGUGCUUGUCUGUGAGUGUCCGUGAGCGUCUGUGUGUGGUGUGUGUGUAUGUGUGUCUGUGUUCGGGGAAGGACUCUCGCCGCUGCUGCUGCCGCCGCCUCUUUGGAUAUGAUUUCAUCUACCUGUCCCUGUCACUCUUGACACUCCUCUGUCAGUGCUGCUUGCAAAGGGGGCGGGCAGAAGUCGUGCUUUUUCGGGUGAUUAUCAUUAGGCUUACUCAUCCGAGGGCUUCUUUUUCUCCCCCUACUCUUUCUUCCUUUUGACCCUGGAGCUGUCUCCAGAAGGAUCCCGCUAAGCCGUGCUCUCCUUCCCACCCCACCCCCAGACCCUUCAAACCCCAUGCCUCUCUUUUCUUUGGGAUUGGGACACCUUCUGGGUCCGGCAGGGUUCUCCCACUGAGACAUCCUGAAGAGCUCUCUCUGUAAACAGGGUAACUGACGAGUGGUUUCUUGGACCCGGCUCUUGCCACUGCCUCUGCUAUCUAUCUGUGUUUCGGAGCGCUUGGCGGGCAGCGGCGGCAGCGGCUGUGGCCCGGGACGGCGAGCCUGGAGGGCAGCUCGGAGCUAGAGGCUGUGGUCACUGGACUUGGGGGGUGGGGGGUGGGGGGUGUAAGGGCGCUUUCCGAAGACUUGCAGCGAGACGCUUGGCGUUGCGCUUCCUUUGGUCAAUGAACUGCAUGAAAACCCCGUUCCACUUGGAGCAUCGAGCCGCAGGGACUAAGCUGUCUUCCUCCUUCUCCUCUUCCUCCUCUUCCUCCUUCUGUCACCAUCAUCAACCACCACUGGCCAUGGCUUCGGUUCUGGCUCCAGGGCAGCCACGCUCGCUGGACUCCUCCAAGCACCGGCUGGAGGUGCACACCAUCUCAGACACUUCCAGUCCCGAGGCCGCAGAGAAAGAUAAAAGCCAACAGAGCAAGAAUGAGGACACGGGGGCUGAGGACCCAUCCAAGAAGAAGCGACAGAGGAGGCAGCGUACCCACUUCACCAGCCAACAGCUUCAAGAAUUGGAAGCCACUUUCCAAAGGAACCGCUACCCGGACAUGUCCACCCGAGAAGAGAUCGCCGUGUGGACCAACCUCACGGAAGCUAGAGUGCGGGUUUGGUUCAAGAAUCGCCGGGCCAAAUGGAGAAAGAGGGAGAGGAAUCAGCAAGCUGAGCUGUGCAAAAACGGCUUUGGGCCCCAGUUCAACGGCCUCAUGCAGCCCUACGACGACAUGUACCCAGGCUACUCCUACAACAAUUGGGCUGCCAAGGGCCUCACUUCAGCUUCCCUAUCUACUAAGAGUUUCCCCUUCUUCAACUCAAUGAACGUCAACCCCCUGUCCUCACAGAGCAUGUUCUCCCCGCCUAACUCCAUCUCAUCCAUGAGCAUGUCGUCCAGCAUGGUGCCCUCGGCGGUGACUGGCGUCCCGGGCUCCAGCCUCAACAGCCUGAAUAACUUGAACAACCUGAGCAGCCCCUCGCUGAACUCGGCGGUGCCGACCCCCGCCUGCCCCUAUGCGCCGCCGACCCCUCCGUACGUUUACAGGGACACGUGUAACUCUAGCUUGGCCAGCCUGAGACUAAAAGCGAAGCAACACUCCAGCUUCGGGUACGCCAGCGUGCAGAACCCGGCGUCCAAUCUGAGCGCCUGCCAGUAUGCGGUGGACAGACCCGUGUGAACCCCGGAGCCACCAAAGCGCCAAUCCAGAAAGCGAGCGGGCAGGCGGGUGGGCGGGCGGGGGGCAACCGAUUUUUAAAUACUGAAUGGGAAAAUCCCUUCCUGGAAAGACUGAGAAUUCUACUAGAAAGUAAUGGGCACGAAAGAGACAGGGAGCGAAAGAGAGAGAGAGAGAGAAAGAGAGAGAAGGAAACCACUGAAAUAAAGAGCGCUCUUUUGUUUUCGAAGGAAUUUCCUCAGUUUCUGACAUCUUUCACUAAAAGUAUUUCCGACAGUAACAAGGACAUAUAUAUAAAUAUAUAUGGACAAAUGUUUGACUGGAUAUGACAUUUUAAUGUUACUAUAAGCUUGUUAUUUUUUAAGUUUAGCAUUGUUAACAUUAAAAAUGACUGAAAGGAUGUAUAUAUAUGGAAAUGUCAAAUUAAUUUUAUAAAAGCAGUUGUUAGUAAUAUCACAACAGUGUUUUUAAAGGUUAGGCUUUAAAAUAAAGCAUGUUAUACAGAAGCGAUUAGGAUUUUCGCUUGCGAGCAAGGGAAUGUAUAUACUAAAUGCGACACUGUAUGUUUCUAACAUAUUAUUAUUAUAAAAAACAUUGUGUGAAUAUCAGUUUUAGAAUAGUUCCUCUGGUGGAUGCAAUGAUGUUUCUGAAAACUGCGAUGUAAAACCUGCCCUGUGUAUAACAUUUCGUACUAUAUUAUUGUUUUACUUUUCAGCAAACAUGAAAAAAUGUGUUUUAUUUCAUGGGAGUAAAAUAUACCGCAUACA